AUGGCAACCGAGGUUUUGAAGGCAACACCUACCUGCUGCGGCAAGAACGCUGGGGGCGAGUGUGUCUGUGCUAAGCAGGCUACCUGUUCCUGCGGUCAGAAAUCCGCCCUCGAAUGCACGUGCGAGAAGGCAUCGCUCGAGAAUACUCUAAGUGGCGCCCGAUGCUCGUGCCGAGCUCGCCCUGCCGGUCAAUGUACUUGCGAGAAUGCGUCCAAUGAGAACAGUCCCGUUGCUGGUAGCACUUGCGCAUGUGGUGCUCGCCCUGCUAGCUCCUGUACUUGCGAACGCGCUACUUCGGGUUCAAACCCAAACGAAAUCGACUUUACUACGAAGAAAUAA
This is a messenger RNA of Daldinia childiae, 339 nucleotides long. RefSeq names its product putative copper resistance protein crd2 protein. The coding region runs from base 1 to 339 and encodes 112 amino acids. The record is from RefSeq and is a predicted model, not a curated record. NCBI's taxonomy places the organism in Eukaryota, Fungi, Ascomycota, Sordariomycetes, Xylariales, Hypoxylaceae. The transcript has 2 exons.